Haliotis rufescens (red abalone) is the source of this 2306-nucleotide messenger RNA. Its product is annotated as zinc finger protein 501-like. Bases 161 to 1675 code for a protein of 504 amino acids. Lineage: Eukaryota; Metazoa; Mollusca; Gastropoda; Lepetellida; Haliotidae. Gene Ontology annotation, molecular function: RNA polymerase II cis-regulatory region sequence-specific DNA binding; DNA-binding transcription factor activity, RNA polymerase II-specific. Gene Ontology annotation, biological process: regulation of transcription by RNA polymerase II. The record is from RefSeq and is a predicted model, not a curated record. The transcript is spliced from 2 exons.
CGCUCCGCACAUCGCUGUACCGCGUCCACAAGAAUACAGGUACAUAUGUAGCACGCAAAGCAGGGAGGUCGUGCACAAAGGCGAUGCUCGGCUCUGAGUUACUGCAACAGAUUCCAUCCUGAAGUACUUCGAAGAGAACACCACAACAUCCACAUUGAUAAUGGAAGUACAAGGACAUACACAGAAUCCUGGGCCUGUUACUGAAACAAAUGUAACCAGGGACUGGGAGAGACCAUUGCUGGACACAGGUGAUAUUAAGAAAGAACCUGACUCUGACAUGCUGGAAACAGGUGAUCUCAAGAAACACUUUGUGUCUGACACGGGAAUAAACGCUGACUAUGACACACCAUUUCUGGAAACAGGUGAUCUCAAGAAACAGUCUGUUACAGACAUAGGAAUAAACACUGACUAUGACACACCAUUGCUGGACAGUGAUGAUCUCAUGAAACGCUCUGUUACUGAGACAGGAAUAAACACUGACUAUGCGACCGCAUUGCUGGAAACAGGUGAUCUCAAGAAACACCCUGUUACAGACAUAGGAAUAAACACUGACUACGACACACCAUUGCUGGACAGUGAUGAUCUCAUGGAAGACUCUGUUACUGACAAAGAUUGUCGGGGACAUGCAAGGCAGUCACAUAAGUGUGAUGAGUGCGGGAAAACAUUUAUUCAAUCAGGAGACUUGAAAAGACACAUGCUUUGUCACAGUGGAGUGAAGCCUUAUCAGUGUGGUGAGUGUGGGAAAACAUUCACCCAGUCAGGUGGACUGCACGCUCAUUUGAGGAUUCACAGUGGAAUCAAGCCAUAUCGGUGUGUUGAAUGUGGGAAAGAAUUUACACAAUCAUGCAACCUGCAGUCACACAUGAGAAGUCACAGUGGAAUCAAACCUUAUCAGUGCAAAGAGUGUGAGAAAACAUUUACACGCUCAAGCCACCUGCAGGCCCAUCUGAGAAUUCACAGUGGCAUCAAGCCGUAUAUGUGUCGGGAAUGUGGGAGAACGUUUACUCAAUUGGGUGACAUGAAAAGGCACAUGCUUUGCCACAGUGGAUUGAAGCCUUUCCAGUGUGGCGAGUGUGGGAAAACAUUUACACGCUCAAUUUACCUGCAGACACAUAUGCUUGGUCACACUGGGUUGAUAUCUCAUCAGUGUAGUGAGUGCGAGAAAACAUUUACAACAUCAUCUAACCUGAAAAUACAUAUGAGAUCUCACAGUGGAGUCCAAUCCUUUCAGUGCAAUGAGUGUGAGAAAUCAUUUACAAGAUCGAGUCAUCUGCAGGCUCAUUUGAGGAUCCACAGUGGACUCAAGCCUUAUAAGUGUCAUGAGUGCGGGAAGACAUUUACUCAAUUGGGUGAUAUGACACGGCACAUGAUUUGUCACAGCGGAGUCAAGCCAUAUCAGUGUGAGGAAUGUGGGAAAUCAUUUACACUGAGAGGUAAUCUGAAGACACACAUGAGGAAUCACAGUGGAAUCAAGCCUUUCAAGUGUGCUGAAUGUGGGAGAGAGUUUGCACAGUCAGGUACCCUGCGGUCUCACAUGAGGAGUCACACUGGAGUGAAGCCCUUUGAGUGUGAAGUGUGUAGGAAAGCAUUUACAACAUCCAGAAACAUGCAGCGACACAUGAGGAGUCACAGUGAAGUCACCACAGCAUUGUUGAGUGAAGCCUCUUCAGUGUAGUGAAUGUGAAAAUACAUUUUCAACGGUCAGUCAAUUGCAGAGACAUGAUUGGUGACAGCUUAGUGAAGCCUCAUCAGUGUAGUAGUGAAAGGCAUGUGCUACAGCCAGUCAUGUGUGGAGACACGCAGUGACACUGGAGUGAAGCCUCAUCAGUGUAGUAGCGAAAGGCAUGUGCUACAGCCAGUCAUCUGUGGAGACACGCAGUGACACUGGAGUGAAGCCUCAUCAGUGUAGUAGUGAAAGGCAUGUGCUACAACCAGUCAUCUGUGGAGACACGCAGUGACACUGGAGUGAAGCCUCAUCAGUGUAGUAGUGAAAGGCAUGUGCUACAACCAGUCAUCUGUGGAGACAUGCAGUGACACUGGAGUGAAGCCUCAUCAGUGUAGUAGUGAAAGGCAUGUGCUACAACCAGUCAUCUGUGGAGACACGCAGUGACACUGGAGUGAAGCCUCAUCAGUGUAGUAGUGAAAGGCAUGUGCUACAGCCAGUCAUCUGUGGAGACACGCAGUGACACUGGAGUGAAGCCUCAUCAGUGUAGUAGCGAAAGGCAUGUGCUACAGCCAGUCAUCUGUGGAGACACGCAGUGACAGCGAAGUGAAGCCUCAUCAGUGUAGUGAGCGUGAAAAGUACA